This is a messenger RNA of Psylliodes chrysocephalus, 3143 nucleotides long. NCBI's taxonomy places the organism in Eukaryota, Metazoa, Arthropoda, Insecta, Coleoptera, Chrysomelidae. The record is from the annotation of a GenBank genome assembly.
CAUCAUUAUAAUUUUACUUCGAUUACCAUAGUAACCAUUUGUCAUUGAUAUUGACAAAACAUUUACAAUUUUAUUCCGUUCCACAUGAAAAUAUUAAUUUUUAACGUUUAACAAAAUUAAACAAACUACCUACCAAAAUGUCGGAAACGAACGAUUCAAAAGAGGAACCAAAUGGGAACAUUGACUACUCCAAUUACCUCCUGGAUCCAGACCAUCCGAUUUUAGUUCCGUUCCAAAAAGCAUUAAAGGAGCAUCUACAGGCUCAGAUAGACCGUUUGAAAGAUGAACUCUUUGAAAUGGAAGACGAUAUAAAGAAAAAGGAAACCGAAAUUGUGGAUGUUGGGGUCAGAGCAUAUGAAGUACAACAACAAGUUUGUUCUCAACAAAAAACUUUGAACGGUCUAAUAAAUGACAUACAAACAGUUGCCGCAGCUCAAGAAAAAGAAGAAGAAGAUCUUAAAGUAAAUACAAAAGAAUUGAAGGAAGCCCAAAACAAAUUAUACCAAACGGAAAAAUGCAACAGAGAACUGAUGAACGAAAUAGACGGCCUUGGCGCAUUGACUAGACAACUAACGCAAUCAGAAAAUCAAAUGGAGUCGCACAUAACCAUCAGCAAGAGGAAAGUGGAGAAAUCCAGAAAGGACAACGAUCAGUUGGCAAAUGAUAAAAGAAAGCAAGAUUAUCUCGUCCAUCAACUUACUACGGAAGUUUGGAAAAUCGAAAACGAAAUAGAGACCAGCAAUCAUCAGCUUCGACUAAAAGAGGAGGACGUGGAAGAGAUGGAACAGAAAAUAGCACUCGGGAGUACAAAUAUAACAGCUUUGCAAUCCGAAUUAAAAGCUCUAUUAUUCUCAUGGACCAGCGUAUUGUGCGCCGUAGGCAAUCGCGAUAAAGGCCUGGAAUGUUUAAAUAAAGAAUUGAACAAGCAGGAAGAAAAACACAAGAGCAUUUUGACAGAAAUCGGAGUGUCCAAAAAAUUAAUAAAGAAAGAGCAUACGGAAAAUCAACGUUUUACAUCGAUAAAGGAGAGGAUUUACGAGGACAUCAAAAAUAAUAGAAUUCUAAUUGAGGAGCAAACAAAUUUGAAAACGAUUCUCGAUAAGGAAUACCAUGAAGUCGAGAAAAAUAUGGAACAAAUGGAUAAGGACAUUAAGAAAACCCAACAGGAUUAUCAUAUGAAAAAAUUGGCUUACAAUUCCAUGGAAUAUGAAUACAAGAAACUGGCGAAUAAUAAAUCUAAUAUUGAACAAGAAAUCUUCCAAUGCAUUAAAGGAGAAAUCGCCAACGAUCUUUAUGGAAAAAAAGCUGUCAAAAUGUUGAGAGACAUAGGAGAUAAAAGACAGGACAUCGAAGUCAUGAUAUACGAAGCGGAAAACAAAAGAACUUCGCUGCACUCUGAAAUCGAAUCGCAAAAGUUUAAAAUUAGCGAAUUAAAUAACCUUCACGAAGAAACAAAAGAACAAUUAAGCCAAACGGACGAUCUGGCGAAUAGAAUGAAGGCCGAAUUUAGAAAAUACGAGUUGCUGUAUAGAAAGAGAGAAAAGCAAGUCUUAAUGCUAAAUGAAAAACUAGAACAAAAACUAGCCCUCAACGAACUUGAUACGAUCGCCAGGGCGGAACUGAAGAUAAACGACUUGACGAAAUUAAUUGACGAAAGCCAACAAGCUAUCAAAACCCUCCAGGUGUUUUGGAUGCGCGAGCAAAAGAACAUCCUGACAGUGUCCAAGGAACGACAGGAUCAAAUCCACGAAAUCAGUCUUUUGAAGAAACAAGUGUUAAUUUUGGAGCAAAAGAACGUUCGGAUUUGCGACAAGAUCGACACGCUGAAGAAUCGCGAAGAAAAAACUCAACAUAGCAUUAACAUACUUACCAACCGAGCUGCGAUACUGUGCGAUAUGGUCUACAAGUCGAAGACUAAAAAGAAUUGCUUGGACAGAGAUAAUGCAUUUUUACAGGGUAAGUACGACUUCAAGUUAAAAGACGCAGAACUCGAGCUGCUUAAAUUAGAAGGAGAAAUAGCCGAUAUAGAAGAGGAAAAACUGUCCAUUAGCCAAGAAUUGAUAGCUAUAAAUAGAGAAGGUUUGGAAUGGGAGAAAAAGUUUCAAUUGGCUAGAGACGCGGUGAAAAAUUUGCGAUUUAACGAAAAGUGCGGAGAUGCUGCGAACAUGCGAAUGGAAAUACACAAGAUGCAAGUGAUUUACGAGCAGCUGAAGAAAGCUCAAGAAAAAUUGCUUAAAGAUCUGCAACAAACGGUUUUAAAAAGGAAUAUGAUAUAUCAGGAAUCGGAAUUGAGGCAUGCAACAGACAAACUAAAGAAAAACGGUGACAGAUCCAAAAUAAACGUUCAGAAGAAACUCGACAACUUAAAAAACAAAAUAAAGCAAGUUAAGAACGAAACGCAAUCCAUAAAAAACAAAUUUAAGCAAAUAACUAACGAUAUUGAAGAAGCACACAGUAAAAGAGAAUUGAUACUAAAGGAACCAGUAUUAGAUAAGGAGUACAAGAAUAUGCUCAAGAAAAAAUUGGAUGAUUCAAUAAACAACAGGCAAUUUAAGUUCGAAUUGCUGGUGUUCCAACAGAAAAAGGCCAGCAUGUAUUCACUUAUUGCCGAGAAUAGAACGCCGUACACUGUAUACAGGAAAGAGUCCGAUUUGAUUACGGAAUAUAAUAAACAGAAGGAUAUCAACAACAAAUUGUUGAAAGUAACGGAUGUUGUUAAAUUCAGUUUUCCGGAUAGAGCGAAUGAAGUGCAGAGACUGUGCAAUACACUUGCAAUAGUCUCUCUAUGUAUGUAUACUUAAAAUUUUUGUUUGGAUCGUGUGAUUAUGAAACUCAAGCACAAAGAAAAAAGUACUUAACUUUUAAGUGAAACAUAAGUUAUCAAACCUAUGUUUAAAAGAAAAUCAACUUAUUAAUGAAACUGUUCAAUAUAAGAAUGAAAAUGACACGUUUGUAAACACCUGAUGUUUCACAAUCACACUACUAUAUCGAAUAAUUGUAGAAUUAUUAUUUUGUGAGGUUGUGUGUGUGUGUUUGUGAAGUUUUAUUCCUAUUUUUAUUUUCACUAGAUUCAUUUUUGUAUUAAUUUGUUUACAUAUUUUUUAUACUUGUACUAUUUUUUUAAUAAAUAAUAAUAUAGCUAA